Messenger RNA from Leptosia nina, 1668 nucleotides. Lineage: Eukaryota; Metazoa; Arthropoda; Insecta; Lepidoptera; Pieridae. The record is from the annotation of a GenBank genome assembly.
AUGAGACUUACAGCGCGUUUAUUGUCUUCUGUGGCCCAAAAGAGGCCUUUUUAUAUUACAACUCCAAUAUUCUACGUUAACGCUGCGCCUCAUUUAGGACACUUGUAUACAGCAGUUGUAGCAGAUGCUAUUCAGAGAUUUGAGAAACUAAUUAAUUUGGACACAAAUGUGAUUUUUAGUACAGGGACUGACGAGCAUGGCACAAAGAUUCAACAGGCAGCAGCAAGAGCUAAUCUUUCUCUUCCAGACUACUGCUCAGCAAUAUCUCAAGAGUAUAAAGACUUGUUCAAAGAUUUUCAUGUAGAAUAUACCGAUUUUAUCAGAACCACCGAAGACAGGCAUAAGAAAGCAGUUCAAACAUUUUGGGAAACGUUAGUAAAUGAAGACUACAUAUACAAAGCAAAUUAUUCCGGUUGGUACAGUGUGAAUGAUGAAGCCUUUGUACCUGAUGCACAUACUCGAGAAGACGUUAGACCUGAGGGCAAGGUUAGAGUGUCCGUAGAGUCAGGGCAUAGAUUGGAAUGGACAGAAGAAACAAACUAUAUGUUUAGGCUGAGUGCAUUUAAAUCGCAUCUAAAGAAUUGGUUGAAAAGAGAUGGUGUGAUUGAGCCAAACAAAUUCCAGAGGCAAUUGCAGGACAUGGUGGAAGAUGAUGUCUACCUACCAGACAUCUCCGUUAGCAGACCAGCUUCGAGGGUGCACUGGGCGAUUCGAGUUCCAGGGGAUGAGGAGCAAAGCAUUUACGUCUGGUUAGAUGCCCUAAUUAGUUACCUGACUGUUUGUGGGUUUCCUGACGAGGAUCUGAUGAAGAUGCGAGGUAGACCAUGGCCGGCAGAUGUCCAGGUGGUGGGCAAAGACAUAUUAAAAUUCCACGGCAUCUACUGGCCCGCGUUUCUCAUGGCGAUAAAGUGGCACCCGCCUCGCAGAAUUCUCUGCCACAGCCAUUGGACCGUGGAUGGAAGCAAGAUGUCCAAGAGUCUACACAACGUGGUGGACCCGAGGCAUACGGCGGCUUCACACGCUCUGAGAUAUCUUCUGUUGAGGGAAGCGACAAUGGCUGAUGAUGCAAAUUACAGCGAGACGAAAUUAAUUAACAUCGCAAACUCCGAGUUGGCGGACACGCUAGGCAACCUAGUGAGUCGCAGUUGCGGAGCCGCGCUGAACCCUCGUUGUGAGUUUCCAGCGCUGCACCAACACGAGUUAGCAGAGUGUUGCCAGCUACAAGUCACCACACAAUUGUUGGACGCGAUAGAUAGGUUGCCAGAUACUUGCCACAAGCACUAUUCGAACUAUCAAUUCUACAAAGCGGUAGACGCCGUUGUACACGCGCUACAUUUAGCGAAUUUAUUCUUCGAGACGUUGAAACCCUGGGAAUUGAGGAAGAAACCGGAAUGCCAGAAAGAGCUAGACGUAGUCUUGCAUCUCACUCUAGAAACACUGAGAAUUUGCUCAAUCAUCCUUCAACCUGUGAUACCGGAUAUAACAACGAAAUUAUUGGACAAAUUGCAAGUGCCGAAAAACUGUAGGAGCUGGCAACACUGCGAGAAGCCAUCUUGGAGGAUCAAGGGCGCCAUCUAUGAGACGAAGAAUAUACAAAGUGGAAAGUUCGUAUUGUUUCCGCGCAUUUAUGUAGACAAGAAUCUGAAGAAGAAGGCUAGUGCUUCUUAA